This is a messenger RNA of Closterium sp. Naga37s-1, 597 nucleotides long. The record is from the annotation of a GenBank genome assembly. Lineage: Eukaryota; Viridiplantae; Streptophyta; Zygnematophyceae; Desmidiales; Closteriaceae.
CUGACUGUCGACCUGCUAGAGGAGCGCCUUGCUGCAGCAAAGAAGAGUACCUUAGCUAUAGGUGCUUCUCGCGGCGACCGUCACACCCCCUUCUUUGAGGGGUGUUCCCCUGUCCCCCUUCUCCCCUCUGUUGCUUCUGCUGCUGCUGUCGACCUCGUUGGCACUAAGGAGGUCGGAGCUACGUCUGCCCCUAGUGGGAGACGCCGCAACAGCAAGGGCAAGGGGAGCAAGGGUGGUGGAGGGGGCGGCGGGGGAAGCAGUGGAGGAGGUGGAGGCGGCGGAGGAGGUGGCGGUGGAGGUGGGGGUGGUACCGGGAGUGGGGGCGUCGGUGGCGGCGGUGGAGGUCGUGGCGGCGGUGGCGGAGGUGGUGGAGGCAGCGGCAGCGGUGGUGGAGGUGGCGGCGGAGGUGGUGCUGGUCGAGGUGCAGCCGCGCAGCGUGGAGGCUUUGGUGGCAGCCAGCGCCAGCAGCAGCUGCGCACCCGUGAGACCCCGUCGGUUCAGCAGCUUCGUGAGUGGUACGCUGGGCGUGGGAGGUCUGGGGGUGCAGGUCCCUGCACUUACGUUCUUCGCACCGGCACUCGUAGUGGGGAGUGCUGA